CGCCUAGAAACCACCUGAGCUUUUAACUUCUGUUUAGUCUCUGACAUUUGGGUAGCAACCGUUGAGUUGAGUAUCGGUAUGCGAGCCAGUAAGUUGACAUAAUUGCGCGACAAUUAUUUUCUAUAUAACGAGAAGAAGAAUAUAUUUGUGGCGUUUGUAAGUCAGUAACGUUAAUGUUAGUUACCCUAAAGUCAUAACGUUGUAAUGGCUGGAAGUUGUAUACGAGUUGACCCACCAUUUGUCGAGUUUAACGAUGUGAAAGUCGGGGAGGUUUACAAGACUACAGUCACUGCGACGAAUGUUGGAAAAGCUUUGAAGAAAAUUUUGAUUGAAAAGCCCGCGCUAAAGUUGUUCAAGUUCACAGCAUCUAGCUCAGCCAUUGUGGUGGCUCCUGGUCUUUCUGUAAGUGGCUUGCUGGAGUUUACUCCAGAGGAAGAAGAGGAGGUCAGAGACUGCCUUCUGAUUCACAUAGAUGAUGUAGAGACCAUCAAAAUCCCACUGAGGGGGUUUCCCAGGGCUUGCGCCUUCAUAAUGGACUCAGUACUAGACUUUGGGUGUAUUGCUGCAACCAGUCAGGUGAUCAGCAAGCAUCAACCUAUAACUAAUCAGGGAUCAGCACCAGGUGUGUUCCAGGUGCAGUACAAUGGAGACCCCUCAGUCAGACUCUCACCCUGCAGUGGAGUCAUAGCAGCUGGCGCCACCCAGUGGUUGGAAGUGGAACUGUUUACAGACAGACCCAGACAGAUUGAUGAGAAGGCUCUGUUGAAACUUCAGAAUCACUCUGCUGUAGUUCUCAGUAUAAGGGCUGAGGUAGUGGCCCAGUGCCUUGAGGUUUUUGACCUGCAGGGGGCUCCACUGUCUUGUCUGUGGUUUGGACCUGUAUACUUAGGAACGUCCCGUGUGGAGAAUGUGGUUCUGAGGAACAAUGCGCCCCAGGCAUGUAACUGGGUCUGCCUGCUCCAGGAUACUGCUGCUGGGACUGAGGUGGGAACAGACCUCCAGAAAAGCACAGAUGGCGCCCUGUUGGAAAAAAUGGAGAGGUGCAGGCCAGCCACCCAAGACAUCUCUCGGGUAUUAGUGACUUUCCCCAAACAAGGUCGACUGGAACCAUAUGGCAAAACCACUGUGGCAGUGUGCUUUAGCCCCAUGUGCAAGAGUACAAGUGAAGAGAAGAAGAAGCACGAGUAUUCUGCAAGCCGGCAAGACUACUGUCUUUUCCUGCUGUUUGAGUCAUUGAGAAGCAGAUAUGGCUUCACUCACCAUAAUGGUAACAGCAGUGUGGAGCUAGCAGUGACAGGCUCUGGGCUGCCUGUGUCUCUGCUGCCUAGUCCCUCUCGAAGAUUUGAUUUCCUCACCUGUGUGACAGGCCAACGUGUGGACCUGCUGUGUGUGCUGCAGAACAUUUGCCCUCAACUUCCUGUCAACUUCCGCUUCCGGAAGUUGGCGCAUUUCACCACCAAGCCCUCCACUGGCACAAUUGCUCCUGGGCAAUGCCAGGAUAUAGUUUUGUCUUUUAAUGCACGGCAGCAAGGGAGCUUCCAGGUGUGUCAGAAGCUAGAUGUCUUAGGUCAUGCUGUGAGGGGUGGCAGCACAGCUGAAGAUGUUAGUGGACUUGAGCUUUCCAGCUUCCACACCAUCACUCUACACCUGUCUGCUGUCUGCUGCAGUGCGACCACACACCCCAUGCCUAAACUAAAUCCUGGCGUCACUCCCGCAGUGACCAAUCCAACUGGAUCACUGCCUCACGUUCGGUCCAGUGAACUGGCUCUCUGUAGUGGGAUGGUGCGUGCCGCUGUUCUCAGCGCCGAGAAAACGCAACUCCAAAAACAUCGUAGGAAGAAGAGUCAGAACACACAGGUGGAGGAGUUCCUGGCUUUUCCUAAUGACCGAGCCAAAUGCACCAGGCCUCCCUCUGCACAAAGACAGUACAGGACCAUAUUCACUGGUGUACAACGCUAUCGCUAUGUAGACACAAACUAUGCUUUCACUGAGGAAGAAGAGGAGCAGAGACAGUGUCAUCGACAGAUUUACACAGACUUCAUCAAACAGCUCAGACAAACACGCCUGCAGAAGAUCAAGGAGAGACAGAAGGAGAAAAUGGAAGACGAUGUGGGAAUUGGGAUUGUUCCGUCUCAAGGGCUUGUACCACCUAGACUCCGCAUCAGUGAUCUGGAGAGCAGUCAGAUCAUAGAGAUCAAGCCAAAAUACUGCCAUGCUUCAUCAGCAGCCACACGUAGCUGCCCCCAAGACAUGACAUCCAUCAAACAGCAGGUUAAUAGUCAGGUAAUGAGUGCAGUUCCAACUACCAGCCAGGAGGUGGCAGACUGCAACAAGACUCUGACAGCUCAUGAGCUCUACCAAGUUGUCAUAGGACCAUUGUCAGUGGACUUUGGCGAGGUGUGUGUGCAGUCAGUGUGUGUUCAGAAGCUGGAGCUGAUCAAUCACCUGUCAGUGUUCGUCUGGGUGCAGCUGGAGGUGGACUGCCCUGAGCUGCAGGGCUCCUCACCCCUCUCCCACGUCCUGCCCCCCAACUCCCUCAACACCCUAGCACUGACUUUCCAAAGGAACAAGCUGGGUCACUUUUAUAGACCUUUAUCCUACUCUGUAAACCAGCAACACCCUGGUCAGAUAUUGGUCCAGGCUCAGGUUGUCCCCUUGGCUCUGGAGCUGUCCACCACACUGCUAGUGCUUCGCCCCACCCACACUCUGCUUGCCCAAUCAGGAUAUAGGAGCUCAGUCACCCUUCUAAACCAGCGUAACCACGCUGCAGAAUUCACAUGGAGACCAGUCGUCACAGAAAGCGGCAUCCUGUUCUCCAUUCGACCAGCUACAGGUACUGUAGAGCCAUACAGGGAAUUGGACUGUGAGGUAGUGUGGCAUCCCUCCUUCUCAUCGCCUCCAAAAGGAGACUUUGACCUCUGUGUCCACGAGGGCAACACACAACGCCUGCACUGUGUUGCUAAGUUUGGGUCCACCAGUAUCCUGCUGGCAGACAACCAGGUCAUUUUUGGAUCAGUGCCCCUCAAGAUGCCUUCUAUGAGAACUGCAGUCUUACACAACAUUGGGAAGAACCAUGCCUACUACCAGGUGCUAGAUGUGUGCCCUCUACCAGGCUUGGUGGUGAGUCCAUCUGAGGGCAUGUUGCCAAGUGGGGGACAGGUGGCGCUCAAAAUCGACUUUAACCCUGACUCUGUCUUUAAGUUUUACACCAGAGUGGAGAUAGCUCUGAGGAACAUGAAGUCCAUUGAGCUCAGAGUGUCUGGAUCAGUGGAGCCUCCAAGUGUAGACAUCAGUGUGUCCCAUUUCCAGUUUUACGGGGUCCAUGCUGGUUCUCAGCGAGCAAUUCCAUUCACUCUGGCAAACCACUCGUCAGCCGCAGCCAGGGUUACCUUUGACCUGUCAGAAUACUCAGACUUCUCUGUAAACCUCCCUCAGCCCUCAGCAAGAGCAGAGAAAGAGCCAGGAUUAAGUGUUGUGGAGAUCCAGGGUAACCAGACAGUGGACUGUUCGCUUGUCUUCUCCCCCACCCAGGCAGCCAGUUAUGACUUUGACCUGCCAAUGAUGGUCAAUGGAGUGCGAUGGCCCACUGCUUCUCUGUCUCCUUUUCUCACUUCGCCCUCCUCCUCCAUCUCCUCCGCAUUAUCAGCUGGCAGCAGGAUGCAUGUCGUCAAGCUUCUUCCCCAGUCUGUCACCAUGGUGACACAACGGUCACUGCGCAUACGGGCCGCAGUGCUGUGCGCCCCACUGGAAAUGUCCCCCACUAGCCUAGAGUUCCACAUGGAGCCCCUGGCACCACAUUCUGAUGCUUACACUAAGACAGUGGAGCUGAAGACAGUGUGUGAAAAGAGCGUGUUUUGGCUUAAGAGUGUCAAGAAACAUGUAAACUGGUGGUUUGACUGCAGAGCAACAGCGGUACCAACAGAGCACAGAAAAGAGAGGGAGCUAUGUAUGGUGUCUCCAUCAUCAGGCAGUCUGGGGCCUGGGCAGUCCAUCUGCUUGAGGGUCAGCUUCAGCCCUGAGGAUAUCACAACUGGCUCUGGCAAAGUGACCAAACUCUCCCUACCUCUUUACCUUGGAGAUGAGGGAGGGGAGGGGUUGGGAGGAGAGGCGGUACAUCAGCCUUACAGAGACCUGUCCGUCACUAUUACUCUACAGCUUCCCUGCAUCACCAUCCACCCCCCUCAAAUCCUCCUUACACCAGUGCCCCUGGAAAGCAAUGCAUCUGCCACAUUCACCCUGCUGGCUUUAGGGUAUCCUAGUGGAACUAUGGUAUCAGCUGAAGUGGAUGAGGUGGAACUGGAGGAUGGGACCCAGCCUGUUUCCAUCAUCUUUCCAGAGGGUAACAACAUCCCUGCCCAAAACCAGGGUCAGAGACUUCCGGUAGGCAUCCAGAACCAGGAGGCCAAGGUGACCUCUCUAAUCUGCAGUGUUUCCUUCUGUUCCGCCAUCCCUCUGUCCCUCUGCACAACCAUAACCUUCACCGACCACCUCCACAACAGGUUUAAGGUUAAUUUGUGUGCUAUUGCUGACAACUGUCUGUUGACAGUCUGGCCCUACAUGGCCCUGCACCGCUCCAGGCAACAGAUAGUUCUCAAGACUGGGGCCACAGCUGUUGAGGCUAUACUUCAGAGCUAUCACACACCAAGUCCUGCCUCUGGUCCGACUUCAUCAUCCUCAUCAUCAUUUGAUCACAACAGCUCAACAAACAAGAACUCAACCUUAGACAGUGUGAGCCGUCAGGCCAGCAGGAAUACAGACGCCUCUCCUAACAGAGACAGCCCAACCAAUCUUGGCGCCCCAGAAUUCCCUUCUCCCCACUCAGAGGAAGGACUUUAUUACCAGAAUGUUUUAUCGGCUGUUGAGAGAUGGUUUAGUCUUUUCGGGUGGCCAGGUGGACCACACGCUAUCUCUGUGCCACACACGCUCAGAAGAGUUGUGUCCAAAAAUCUAAUGACUCAUUCCAGUGGACGGACUUUUCGAGUUAGUCAAAAUAAAGACUCCAGGUCUGUGGUGGACAUGCUUCAUCAUCUAACUGGCAAGCACAUUCCCGGUAUUUCUUGGUGUCAGACGUUUUCCAUUGAAAUAGACCAGCGCACCAAUCAGCUGCUACAACAGCAUGAAGCUAUGUUGACUUUUCUCAGGGUACAAGGAGCCUGCCUUUGUCAUAUCCGACCAGAGUACUUGCUAGACAUGCAGGAGUUCAAACACUGGUGCUCCCUGCAGUCAAAUGAGGAAGAAUGUGGUCUGGACUACAGCAGUGUGGACUAUGAGUCUCUGAGCAAACGAUCCUGGACUGACGUGCUGCUGCAAAUAUACAAGGUGCUGGUGUUGUGUCGUGUGUCAGAGAGCGGUUUGAAGCCAACUCUGAACCAUGACAAUGUAGAUGGAAACCUCCCUGUCAGCUCACAGCCACUGGCCAGUAACAUCUAUUCAUCCUGUGAGCUCCAGUUGCUCUCAUGGCUCAACAUGCAUUACCAGGACAUGAGGAAGACUGUGUGGGGAACAGGUGGUGUCCCAACACGCUGGAUAGUGAAUUUUGACCUGGACUUGACAGAUGGACUAGUACUAGCUGCUCUGCUUGCUGCCUACUGCCCUUACCUGAUCUACAGCCACUUCCGGAGGAUGUACACCACAACUAACAGCCUGGAACAGAUCCUUCACAACAACAUCAUAGUGGUCCAGGCCUUAACUGCCCUUUUUCUCAACCUAGAUGUACAGCCCACAGACCUGUCAGACCCAAAUCCAGUGCAGAUGUUAAUGCUGUGUGUUCACCUGUAUGAGAGGUUGCCUCUGUACCUGCCACUGCACACCAUCACUCUAUCAGGAGGCCUGCACUGCAUUUUCAGAAAACAGGUGCAUCUGAAAAGUCCAUCCUCAAAGCCAAUCAAAUACCAGGUCUUACUUUUAGGGGAGGAUGCCCAUCUCUUCUCCCUUCCUGAUGGAUCCACUGUCACCAUUCCCCCAAAGGCGAGCACUGAAUUGACCAUCCAGUUCAGCUGCUCCACCAUGCUGCCCACAGAGGCAGUCCUUCUGCUCAUCUCCAGCUCUCCUUUUGGCCUGUGCGGCACCACUCUCGCCUUCAAUCUGAAGACCCACAUCACUCACAUCACACCAAUGAACACUGUCAAGUGCAAGUCUCCAUGCUACCAGCUGAAAGUGAUCCAAGUGCCCAUAAGUAACCCUUUCAACAAAGAAGCUAAAUUUAGGGUGGUGCUGGUGGAGUCUCCGUUCAACCCACUGGAGCCUGAAAAGAAAAAAGACAGCCUCGUUCAACAGGCCUCCUCAAAAGCCAAUAUAAAGAAAAUUACUUCAGACAAAAGCUGUGGGGAGGAGAUGGAAGGGAAGCGCUCAGAUGUCAAUGGUGAAGGUAGUGAGUUCCUGAGUCCUGUGAGGAGUGUUUGUCUGAAGUCAGGCCAAGCAGACAUUCUGAACAUCCACUACUUGCCCUUCUGCCCAGGCACCAAGUACUGCUCUGUGCUGCUAGUUUGUCCGAAGGUGGGAGAUAUGUUGUACAUGGUAAAAGCCACAGCAGAGUUGCCUCUUCCUUCCCCACUCACUGCAAGGCCCAGUUCCACCAUCUCCAUGCGCAUCAACUCUGACCCAGGUGCGUGUGUAUCAGUACCAAGCCUACACUGCAAGGUGGGGCAGGUGUGUGAUGAGUUGGUGCGUGUUCCGCUGAUCAAUAUGGCCUGGGAGCAAGCUCUGGCCUCCUGGGGUCAGCACACCAUGAGUGCUGAUGAACACAAGAGGCGUAUGCUGACACACACUUUGCACAGUAGUACUGUGAGGGCAACCACAGCUACAUGCAAGCUCUCCAAACAACAGGCCCAACUGUUGAGAGGUCUUCACAGUAAAGGGGUAGAAUACAGUGUGGAGGUUUCUUUGCCACAAUACUUUGCUUUACCUAGUAUUGUCACAAUACCUAUAAUGGAAGACACCAAAAUACCAUGGGACAAUCCUGCAGAUUGUGGCUGUGUGGACAUCCCAUUGCAGUUUCAGGCAAACUCCGUGGGGCAAUUUACAUGUCAGGUGGUCCUGAGAUCCUGGUGUGAUACCAGGGUCUAUUUACUAGAGGCACUGGUUACUUCACAGGGAGGAUCCGUACAUUUGGACUUCAGUUCGCCUGCUCACCGUUCUGUCACGCAAGAUAUACCACUGCACAAUGAAACUCACCAAGACUGGAAAAUGCAAGCUGAGGUGUAUGGUGAAGGAUUCUCCGGCCCAAAUGUUUUGAAUGUGGCAGCAGGGACAAAAGCCUGCUACCCCCUCACCUUUCACCCUACUGCACAAUGCAUAGUCACGGGCAAGCUGUCCUUACACAAUGACUGUGACGGUAUCGAGCACGUGUUUACCCUCAGAGGAGUGGGAGAGCACCCCCUGCCUGUGGAUCACUUGGUAUUACAGUGCUCUGUGGGUCAAACCACACACGCACAGAUUGAUGUCCCAAACUACAGCCAGAACAAACUUACUCUCAAGGUGGUGACAGAUCUAUCCGUUGUAAGUGGGCCUCCCUCCCUGAAGAUUGAACCUGGUAACAACGCUUCAUACACCCUGGCUGUGUCAUCAUGGAAACGAGGAAAACAGACAGGCUGUGUGUCAUUUCUAGAAAUUGAAGACAUGCAGAAGGCAGACAAGCAGAACGGAAAUGUACUUGGAUGCUACGAGGUGCAUUUCACUCUAGAGAUAAUUUGUGAGCCAGCAGCACCCAUCAAGAUCAUAGAUGUACAGUGUUCUGCUCAGAGCUCAGUUGCCAUAGAGAUCCCUGUCAAAAACCCACGAGGAGAGCUGCUAAUGCUGAAUGUGCACCUCGAAGGAGACGACCUAAGUGGGGCCGACUGGGUUUCAAUUCCCCCACAGGAGACUCUCACCUACAAAGCAACAUUCUCUCCUGGCAGAGUAGGAAAGAGCACAGGCAGUGUGGUGUUCCAGUCAGAGUUAGUGGGGGAGUUUUGGUAUCAGCUGGAGCUUUAUGCUCUUCCUCCUCCAGUCAGCAUGCUACCACAGGCCUGCUGUCAGCUGGGCAAAUGGACCAGGCAGACCAUUCCCCUGGUUAACCCAACAGCCAAAACUCUGGAGCUGAUUGCAACCAACAGUAACCUCAGAAACUACACACUUGAAAUAGAGCCAGGAAGUACUCUUAUUGUGGAGCCCCACUCCUCCACCCAGCUUGGUGUCCGUUUUAUGCCUUCAUCCAUCGGAGAGGGGAACCACACGGCAAAGAUCACUUUCACAUGCCCUCAGUUCCGGGAAUGGUGUGUUUUGAUGAGUGGGCGUGGCCUUAUUCCAGAGAGAGAGGAACCUCUGAGCAUCUCAUCCUUGAUUGGCUCCAACGCCUCCAUCACCAUUCCCUUCACAAACCCAACUGAGCUCCUAGGCAUGCUCAAUAUCACACUCACAGAUGAGGACCCAAGUGGGGCUCCCAACUGCCAUCAUGUCACUAAAGACAAGGAGGUCUUCUCUAUCCCUCUGAGCCACACUAAAGGUAUACAGCUCUGUGAAGGGGACCGCUUUGAUGUGCCUGUAGUGUUUGCACCAAACUCUAUGGAGCUGAAACAGGUCUGGCUCUGCAUCACUAUGAAGCCCUGCAGCCGCUCGAGCAACAACAGUACCUUCAAUACAGACAACAUGAGGUCAGAGCAGGAAUUGUCAACCAUCUGUUGGAUUUACCCCAUCCGUGGAAUUCCCAUGGAGGUUCCUGUUGAGAACUCUCCACUUGGGGUGAUCCAUUGUGAAGCGGGCUGCCAGCUGGAAAGGAAGAUGGAUGUACUGCUCACUGGAUGUGUGCCGGGGAAUCAAGACCGGAAAGGACAGGGAGUUUCCUGGGUGAUGGAAGACUUCCUGUGUGUGGUUCGUUCAGCCAGAGAAACAGAGCACUCAGAGGUGGAGGACUGCCUUUCUGCCUCCGUUGAUGCAGUGAGAAGCGAUCCCGAGACUGGCAUCGUAUCACUCACCCUUAAUCUAGUCUACACUCCUCUCAGGCCAUGCAGGUACUCAGCGGUACUAGCUGUGCAGUGUGUGUCCGGCAGGAUCUGGGAGUUUCCUAUUACUCUCAUUACCACAGAGCCUCAAGUGGAUGAUGUCAUCCUCACUGAAGCCACUGAGUUGGGCAAGACUUCAAAUGUUGGUUUUUGUCUAACCAGCACAACCAGGAGGCCGGAGCCUUUCAAAGCAGUGUUCCUGCCAGGCAGCAGCAAUGAGUUCAGAGUGACUCCAGCCUCAGGGAUGUUACCUCCUGUGGGUUCUACUGGAGCCCUCAUCACUGUGUCUUUCACACCUACCAUGUACAGCAAGCACAGAGCAAGACUAACCAUCCAGGCAGCAGACAUGCAGUGGACCUAUGAGGUAAGAGGGAAAACCCCUCAUGACUCCCCACCCAUCUGUACUACCUCCCCCAAUACCAGCUCUUCUGUUCUCCGUCCAGCCAAUGAACAGCUGCAGAACUUUGUGGUUCGAAACCUUCGGCUUCCCGCCCUGGCUAACUCGUCCCCUCUCAAAGUCCGCAGAUAAAGGACAUUCUCACUCUCUCCUACAGCUAAGGGUUGUUAUCUGUUAUUUCUACCUUCAUUUUUGACUUUUUAUCCUUAAAUUUUAACCAAGGUUGCUAUAUUUAUCCAGCAACAUCUGUCAUCUUCAAAGAGAUACCUUUAUAAUUAAAAAAUCAACUUUGUGGACAAGCAGAUGGAUUUCAUAAUUUGUUAUUUUUCUCUUAAAAUAGCUUAUUAGUCAUGUGAGUGUUUCUUAUCAGCAGUUCUAAUGAGUUAUUUUUCCGCCAAAACAAAUAUGUUUUUGUCUACCUUGUGGCAAGUGAAGGACAUUGUUGUCAAAUUGAAAUGAAGAUCAUUUUUGAGAACUCUUAAACUUGGAAAAAUACAGUACAUUGCCCAGUUCUUGGAUUUGAUGUCAGUGUCCAUCACUGUUAAUGUAUCUUUAAUUGUAAUUAACCUUGAAGAAAUGCCUUCAUUUAAACAAUCUUCUACAAAGUCAUCAUCAUACAUGUUGUAACACAGUUGGCAAAAAAACUCAACAUGCAAAAUUCCUUCUGUUCCUGCUGACUUCAUCCCCCUGUCUUUCUUUGUGAUUGGUAUGAAUUGAAAGCGUCAUUGUCCCUGACGUUACACAUUCAGCAGUUAUCAGAUGUAUCAUAAGCAAUAAAUGCUUGUUAAUGGUUAUGGUGUCCCUAGAAUGUCUCAGAGUCCAUUUCAAGUAAAAUGUUACCAACUUUAUUUUUAUUCAUCCCUUCUCUUAUGAUCCUGUGUUAGACAGAUAUUGUCAACUAACAUUAUAUUACACCAACAGGACAACCUUGAAGUAAAGUGCAACCUUUCUGAAAAUCUCAGUAUGUUCCAUUUAAUAAAUCAAACCACAUGAGCC
Molecule: messenger RNA, 10371 nt
Organism: Etheostoma cragini (Arkansas darter)
Lineage: Eukaryota; Metazoa; Chordata; Actinopteri; Perciformes; Percidae
Product: cilia- and flagella-associated protein 47-like
Exons: 67
Coding region: 205-9507 (3100 amino acids)
Molecular function (GO): protein binding
Source: RefSeq, a predicted model, not a curated record